CUAGAGAUCAACUUGAUAAAAUCAAUCGAUGUAUUCUUAUAAAAGAUAAUCUCAUUCCUCUAUGAAUAUUUAUACAAUUAUUUCAUGGCUAUAACAAAUUUGGAAGAGAAGAUUCUCUUCAAUUCUAAAUAGCGAUGUCAAAUUGAUUGAAGAGAUGAUUUAAAUCAUGGGAGGAGAAUUAUAUUAUCAUUUUUUUAAGGCAUUUAAUUAUUAUGUCGAUCUAACUCUGAGAGCCUUUCUAGCAAUUAGACAUUAUUAUGAGCAUUUCUAAUAUUUGGUAACUCUCAUGAUCAAUUUAGGAUUAGGAUGUCAUGAUAGAUUCUAAGAAGAAUUUUACUGAAAGAUUUUAAGUAAUUCUAUUUUUAGAUUCAUAUAGUUUUUAAAAAAAUGAUCUCAC
Paramecium sonneborni is the source of this 397-nucleotide messenger RNA. The record is from the annotation of a GenBank genome assembly. Lineage: Eukaryota; Ciliophora; Oligohymenophorea; Peniculida; Parameciidae.